This is a messenger RNA of Somion occarium, 1565 nucleotides long. Lineage: Eukaryota; Fungi; Basidiomycota; Agaricomycetes; Polyporales; Cerrenaceae. The record is from the annotation of a GenBank genome assembly.
UAAUCUUUGAAUUGUAGACGGGCUUUCUGCCUCACCUCAGUAACAUGGGGAUAUAGAUGCCGGAUACAUGCUUAGUCUCCUCGAGACACAGAGACCAAACCUUCAUGCGUCAGGAUAAAGUUUCCGUCUGACCACACGUCAGAAAGCAGACUAGUUCAGCUUGCGGACCGUGGCAUGUUAGGCAUGCUGCAUUUCCAUUUCCCACUGACAUGAGAUCAAUCCAAAUGACACCUAAAAUUAGUACGCCGGUUCUCGUUGCGUACCAUAUACCGUUUCCAUUCGCUAACUACCAUCAUAUCUACCUGAUUCUACCCAGCGACACCAUGGCCGCACCAGCCGAAAUGACUACUUUGGAUAUCAGUGGAAAGUAUUACAUGAACAAGACUCUGAGUGAUGAUACCGACGAAAUACUACGUCUCCAAGGUGUGAGUUGGCUUACUCGCAAAGCCAUCCGCAUGGCCACGCUCUACCUUACCAUCAAGCACUACACCGGAGAUGACUCGUUGGAGCAUAUCGACAUCGAUCAAGUGCUUAGCGGAGGUCUAGGAGCCACCACUGAACUUCGUGUUCUCAACUGGGAGGAGCGUAGUCAUGAAGAUUAUGUCUUUGGUCCUGUUGUAGGAAAAUCGCGCAGGAUUGCGAUAGAUGACAUCGAGAAUGAUUGGCUGAGAGAGGGAUGGUCAGACGAAACUAAAGAGCAUGGUGCCAUCAACUCCUGGGUCCAGAGUGAUACCCCCAAGAGUGGGAGGACUUGGAUUGCUGAACAGAUAUGGGGCUUUGAGAAUGUGAACGAUGAGAAGAGAUACACCAGACAUGUUUACUUCAUUGGUCCAGAACAGGAGAGAAUCCAAGCACGGCUUGUGUAUGACUACCAGGGACCUCUGUAAAUUGUAUUCCCUAUUUUAUGCUAUCAAGCAAUUCCGCUACUUCCAUCAACUGUUGUACAUGAAUCUGAUAAUGCAAUUGAAAUGUCUGAGGCAACUCACCACUUAGUUUUCACUUUGGAGGGAAGACAGUGAUGACUUUCCACACAGCGUCUUUGCCCGUCUCCCAUGCUUUUGGACCUUUGCUCUCUUCCCCUCCAAACUCGAUCAUGAUUCCAUCCUUGGACCAUUCACACCAAAUACCGAUAGAGCCCGAUGAUGGCCCAGCACCUCCACCUUUCCUAUCAGGUUCACCAAGUGCUUCUACGAACUCCUUCCCAGUAGUAUUCGGAGUAAUGGAUAAGGACUCGGAUCGAGUUUUGUCAGGAAUGGGGACGAGAUUCAGAAUGAAAGGGUUCACAGGGUAUUUCGAGUGAGAAGGCUUAGUCUGGGAAGCUGGAGCACCUGGCUUUGGCUUUGGCGUAUUGUAAAGAUCCACACCAUCCAAUACUAAAUCUUCAUACUUCAACUCUCCGAGCUUGAGUCCAAGCUUGGGCUUGUAACCAUUGAUCGGUUUGAAGAGAAAACUGAGUCCGACAGGAAAGUAAUUGAGAUAUACAGCAUCAGGGUAUGAUUUGACUUCUGGUGCUGGUGCUUGAGACAAGGAUGUAAGCGAUGCCAGAGAUGCUAAGUGUGAAGCGA